UGUUAGAAUUAGAUCUCGGCGGCGGCAGCAGCAGCAGCAGCAAUGGCAGGCGGCGCGAUAGUGAGGGCGGCCGGGGCGAAGGAGUAUCCCGGGACGCUAACCCUCUUCGUCUUCCUCACUUGCGUUGUUGCCGCCACCGGCGGCCUCAUUUUCGGCUAUGAUAUCGGCAUCUCUGGGGGCGUGACGUCGAUGGAUCCCUUUCUGAAGAAGUUCUUCCCGUCGGUGUACCGGAAGAAGCAGGACGAGAGCACGAACCAGUACUGCACGUUCGACAGCCAGCUGCUGACGGGGUUCACGUCGUCGCUGUACCUGGCGGCGCUGAUCGCCUCCUUCUUCGCGUCGUCGGUGACGCGGCUGUUCGGCCGCAAAUGGUCCAUGCUCGGCGGAGGCUUCAUCUUCCUCAUCGGCGCCGCGCUCAACGGCGCAGCGCAGGACAUCGCCAUGCUCAUCGUCGGCCGCAUCCUCCUCGGCAUCGGCGUCGGCUUCGCCAACCAAUCUGUGCCGUUGUACUUGUCGGAGAUGGCGCCUGCGCGGCUCCGCGGGAUGCUGAACAUCGGCUUCCAGCUCAUGAUCAACAUCGGCAUCCUCUGUGCCAACCUCACCAACUACGGUUCCAACAAGAUCAAGGCCGGGUGGGGCUGGCGCCUCAGCCUCGCCCUCGCGGCCGUCCCCGCCGCCAUCAUCACCGUCGGGUCUCUUUUCCUUCCCGACACCCCUAACUCCCUCAUCGAGCGCGGCCACCCCGACGAGGCCAAGGCCAUGCUCCGCCGCAUACGAGGCACCGAUGACGUGGCCAAGGAGUAUGACGACCUCGUCGCGGCGAGCGAGGAGUCGAGGCACGUGAAGCACCCGUGGGCCAACAUCCUGCAACGCAAGUAUCGGCCGCAGCUCACGAUGGCUAUAUGCAUUCCCUUCUUCCAGCAGGUCACUGGCAUCAACGUGAUCAUGUUCUACGCUCCCGUGCUCUUCAAGGCGCUUGGCUUCGGCGGAGACGCGUCGUUGAUGUCGGCCGUCAUUACCGGACUCGUCCUUCUCAUCUCGACAUUCUUAUCCACCUUCCCAGUCGACAGGCUCGGCCGGCGCAUACUCUUCUUGCAGGGUGGCUUUCAAAUGACCAUAUGUCAGAUCAUAGUGGGAACUCUAAUUGCCAUGAAGUACGGGACCAGCGGAGAGGGCCGCAUCCCAAAGGGGUACGGGGUCAUCGUAGUUCUCUUCAUCUGCAUCUACGUUGCCGGGUUCGCGUGGUCGUGGGGCCCGCUGGGUUGGCUGGUCCCCAGUGAGAUCUUCCCGUUGGAGAUCAGGUCGGCCGGCCAAAGCAUCACCGUGUCGGUCAACAUGCUCUUCACCUUCGCCAUUGCGCAGGCCUUCCUUCCCAUGCUCUGCCACAUGAAGUUCGGCAUCUUCUACUUCUUCGCGGGGUGGGUCGUCAUCAUGACCAUUUUCGUCGCGCUCUUCCUCCCGGAGACCAAGAGCGUGCCCAUCGAAGAGAUGGUCCUAGUAUGGAAGGAACACUGGUUCUGGAGCCGGUUCGUUGCCGACAAGGACGUCCGCAUCGGCGUCGAGAUGACCAAUGCCAGGUCAAAGGAUACCAAUUAACGCCGCAUGAUGGUGAUUUAAAAACCAGAGAAGGGCUCGCGUUGACUAAUUACAGGCUAAAAUCAAAGUUGCAUGUGGAUACUUACUAUUCGCCUACCUACUUGAAGCUUGAUUCCUCACUAUGGAAUUGUUGCCUAUUUAUUCUUGGCUAAAAUAUAUAGGUCCAAUCUUGCCCCGUGAUA
This is a messenger RNA of Ananas comosus (pineapple), 1778 nucleotides long. RefSeq names its product sugar carrier protein C-like. The record is from RefSeq and is a predicted model, not a curated record. The transcript is spliced from 4 exons. NCBI's taxonomy places the organism in Eukaryota, Viridiplantae, Streptophyta, Magnoliopsida, Poales, Bromeliaceae. Gene Ontology annotation, molecular function: monosaccharide transmembrane transporter activity. Bases 43 to 1596 code for a protein of 517 amino acids. Gene Ontology annotation, biological process: monosaccharide transmembrane transport. Gene Ontology annotation, cellular component: membrane.